Messenger RNA from Funneliformis mosseae, 540 nucleotides. The record is from the annotation of a GenBank genome assembly. NCBI's taxonomy places the organism in Eukaryota, Fungi, Glomeromycota, Glomeromycetes, Glomerales, Glomeraceae.
UUAUGGUGGAGAAUGGAAGGGGUAAUUAAAAUUUGUAAUCCAGAAGAAGCUAAAGUGGAUGAAAGAAAAUCCAUGUUACAUGGGUAUAUUGAUCACGAAGAUUAUAACAGGCUUCCGGAAUUUACUUGGGAAGAAAUAAAUGAUCGCGUUCAUUCUGGCGCAUACUUGGUUGUAUGUGAUGGAUUGGUAAUUGAUAUUAGAAAAUGGAUUGGAGUUCAUCCGGGUGAUUUUUAUAAUACACAUCAAGAAAAUGAUAUCAAAGAAGAUGUAAUGACAGCAGAUACACCAUUGUUAUCAACCUAUAGAACCAAUUAUAACAGCUCAUCAAUUCUUAAUAAGUAUAGUUCUAUUUUAAAAGGAGAUGUUCCAAACAAAGGUUCCGGUAUAUUGAAGAAUAAAAACGUGGCUAAGGCAGUUGAUAAUCUUAAUAUAAAGUAUUUUUCAAAAUCGCCAUUAGCUAGUCACAGACAUAGUGUAUUUGCAACAAGAAAAUUGGCAAAUAUGACUAUAGGUAAAUUAAAUGAAAACUCUUCAGAAAAG